ACCAUCAGAAACAACAGAGGGAGACCCGAACUGCCCCAUCAUGGCCAUAGUCGUCUCGAAGCGAUCGAAGCAGAGCGGAAGAAUCCUGCGUUUCCCCGAGCAGAAACACCAAACGGCAAAUCGAGCUGCCCGCUGAUCUGUUCCACCCCGCCGCUAAGGCUCUGCCAUUGAUCGACGUUUUUUGGGCAAAAGUCGUCUCUCGUGCCUGGAACUCUUCCGCUGCCUCUGUCCUCUCUUCCAAGUCCCAUUCUCGCUUCUUCAAAUCCCCAUGGCUCAUGCUUCCUCGAAAACAGCAUGCAGAAGCCCUUUCACCGAGGCCCGUAUACAACCUCCUUCUUUAAAAUAUCUGUUCAGCAUUUCCGAAAUUGAGGAAGAUGAUAGAGGCCGCUGUAAAAUUCUCUGUGAGGAUGAAUGGUUGAUCGUAACUAAGCUAGAGCUACGCCGAUCUUUUGUUUCAAGAGCCUUUUUGACAGCCGAACCUACAGGUGACUUUGCUGUGGUUUUGUUAUGCUACUACAAUACAGAAGAGCUUUUAUAUUAUAAGAAUGGAGACAGUUCGUGGACACUAUUCUAUAAUUCAGGAUUGCCGAACCGUAUUGUAUUGAAGGAUAUUAUGCCCUAUGAAACCAAGCUUCAUGUCCUGACUACUGGUAGUGCUAUUCAUACUUGGGAUUUAGAGAGUGGUUAUCCCGAAAAUGAAAUCUACAAUGGAUAUGCUGCCCCCACUGACACAUUUCAGAGACCAAAUUGUUUCAUCUAUCGAGUUUAUCUGGUUCAAUCAGAUGAGGAGAUUCUGCUUGUUGCAAGGAAUGUGCCAGAGGAGGAUAACCAUGAUAUCACUACGCAGAUAUUUGAUGUAUAUAGGCUGGAUUUGGAAGGGCAAAAAUGGGUAGAAAUGGAAACUCUUGGGGAUGGUCGGUCAUUGUUUUUAGGUCAAAAUCAAUCGGUAGCAGUAUCAACAGAAGAUUUCAGUAGCUGCAUGGGGAACUGUAUUUACUUCACCCACGACAAUGCCUAUUUUGGCUUGCUUACAGGUAGCGAAAUGGGCAUCUACAGCUUGAAGGAUAGACAAAUUUCCCCUAUUUUUGAGUUUCCUUCAGAGACACUCCCUGUGUUUGGGCCUGUACCCCGUUGGCUUAUUCCAAUUUCCUGCUAAUUCAUGGAGAAGUAGCAGCGUUAGUUUUCAUAAAUCUAAUUUAUGCUAUCUUUCUUGUUCUUAAUGGAUAUUGAAACUGUGUAUUGUUCUGUUCAGGUGUUCUAUUAAUGCAAUGACUAAGAAACUUCAGUGUUUUAU
Molecule: messenger RNA, 1294 nt
Organism: Rubroshorea leprosula
Lineage: Eukaryota; Viridiplantae; Streptophyta; Magnoliopsida; Malvales; Dipterocarpaceae
Source: the annotation of a GenBank genome assembly